AUGACUGAACGACGCCCCUCAGGGUUAGAAAGGAGUCCGACUGCGCCGUCGAUUUUGUCGAAUGGCCACUUUGCUUCGGUUGGCGCCGAAGGCGAUGCCGCUUCCUACGAGCAUGGUGUGCAGGUGAUUGAUGGGGAUAAGGAGUUCAAUCCGAAUCUAUCCAAGUAUCUGUCCCUCGAAAAUGUCACACCGGCUGGAUUCAACUACCAUCUCAUCUCCGUGUUCGGUUCGCAAUCUACUGGAAAGUCUACGCUGCUCAACAACCUUUUCGGAACCGAUUUUUCUGUCAUGUCCGACCUGGAGAGGAGACAGACCACCAAGGGUAUCUGGUUGUCCAACAACAAGAAGCAGGGCGAAGUCGGCGCACCGGAGCGCAUGGCGGAUAACAUUCUAGUCAUGGAUGUGGAGGGUACCGACGGCCGUGAGAGAGGCGAGGAUCAGGACUUCGAGCGCAAGAGUGCGCUCUUUGCACUUGCAACGAGCGAGGUCCUUAUCGUGAACAUCUGGGAGCACCAGGUGGGGUUGUACCAGGGAGCCAACAUGGGGUUGUUGAAGACCGUUUUCGAGGUCAACUUGCAACUAUUCCUGAAGGACAAGCAUACUUCCCACCGCUCUCUACUAUUCUUCGUCAUUCGUGAUUUCAUCGGCACGACACCACUCAAGAACCUGCAAAAGACAUUAUUGGAAGACCUCGGGCGUCUUUGGGAGACAAUAUCGAAGCCUGCUGGCUUUGAAAAGGCGUCAAUCCAUGACUACUUCGAUUUCCAAUUCUACGGACUUCCGCAUAAGGGUUAUCAACCCGACCAAUUUGUGGCUGAGACGAAGAAGCUUGGUAUGCGCUUCCGCGAAGGCCACCGUGACCCCAAGAGAGACGCGCUAAAGGGCGAGUUCUCCGAGGGUGGUGUUUUCUUGCCCGAAUAUCACCGUCGCAUUCCGGCUGACGGCUUCUCCCAUUACGCGGAGAGCAUCUGGGACCAAAUUGUCAACAACAAAGAUUUGGACUUGCCCACACAGCAAGAGUUGCUUGCACAGUUCCGUUGUGAUGAGAUUUUGCGUGAGGUCAUGAUUGGCUUUGAUGAGGUGAUUAUCGCAUUCGAAGACAAGCAAGCUGAGGCAGUCCGUCUGGGCGCGCCUGAAGUUCUAGGUGGGCUAGGUGUGGCAAUGCGCGGUGCUCGCUCCAAGUCUCUCAAAAGCUUCGAGACUGAAGCUAGCCGUUAUCACAAGGGUGUUUACCAGCGCAAGAGCGCGGAGCUUCUGGGCAAGGUUGAUACUCGCCUCAAGGCACUGUUCCUAGGCCAGCUGUCUGCGGCUCACAAGUCCGGAAUUAGCGAUUUCAGUGAUGCCGUUUCGGCUCUUGUGAAGGAUGGCCAGAAGAAGGGUGGUAGCUAUGACUUUGCCGAAAUCGUCUCAACGCAAGCCAAGGCUGCAACCGAAAAGUUCGAGCAGGUCGCACGAUCGACUGUGGUCGAUGGAGCUUCGUGGAGUAACUAUAAGCAGGAGCUGUCCUUGUAUCAAAAGGAUCUGGCCGAUGUCAGUGCGCGACUGCGCCGCGAUGAAAUGAGACGUUUGGCCACCCGUGUUGAGCGAUGGGUGCAAUCUCGCCUGGGCGAAUCAGUGGGUAUUGAGUUCAAUGCGCUUGGCUCCGGAAGAGCUGGCGCUGGCGCCCCCGAGAACGGAGAGAAGCCCACAGAGAAGGACUUCUGGGACCGCAUCUGGAACCUGUUCGAGGAUACCGUCCUCGAUGCUGAACGCAGAUUCACAGAUCGUGCAAGCAGCUUCGACGCCAGCAUUGAUGAGGUCGAUGUUGGACUGUGGCGUUUGCGUCGCAAGUCAUGGGGUGUUCUUCGCGCCAAGAUCGACGAGGAAAUGACCGAGGGCAAUCUGCUUCUCAAGCUUCGGGAGAACUUUGAGGACAAGUUCCGCUACGAUGACGACGGCGUGCCACGUAUCUGGCGCCCAACAGAUGAUAUCGAGGGAAUCUACACUCGUGCUCGUGAAUCUACAUUGACGGUAAUUCCUCUUCUUUCGCGCUUCCGUCUUGAGAAGACUACUGCACCGCCUCCACUUGAUCGCUGGGUUGGACACACUCCCAGUACCGCGACCUCCGCAGACGAGGAGGAUCUGGUCCCCAUUGGCGGUGUGGACGAAGACGAAGGCAAGAGUCUCGAAGAGGAGAUGACUAUCCUCAGCGACUCUAAGCGCCAAGAGCUCACUGUGCGGUUCAAGAAGGCCGCAGACGGCGUAUACGUUGAAGCCAAGCGGAGUGCCAUUGGUGGUAUCACUCAGGUACCUCUGUAUUUCUAUGGUCUACUACUGGCCCUGGGCUGGAACGAGAUCUGGGCUGUCCUCCGAAACCCCGCCUACUUUUUCCUGCUGUUCGUCUGCGCCAUCGGAGCCUACGUCACUUACACACUUAACCUGUGGGGUCCGAUGCUGAAGAUGACCGAGGCGGCGUCAGCUCAAGCGUUGGUUGAGGGUAAGCGUCGCUUGCGCGAGUUCCUUGAAUCCUCCGACACUGGCCGUCAGGCAAUUGCCAUGUCGGCUGGUGAGCGAGCGGGCUCGGGCCGCAAGGAAGAGUAUGAGUUGUCUGAUAUGCAGAAGGGUGGUUCGAAGGCCAGUGCAGGUGAUGACCUGGAUGACAUGUAA
Molecule: messenger RNA, 2646 nt
Organism: Penicillium brevicompactum
Lineage: Eukaryota; Fungi; Ascomycota; Eurotiomycetes; Eurotiales; Aspergillaceae
Gene: sey1
Product: dynamin-like GTPase SEY1
Exons: 4
Coding region: 1-2646 (881 amino acids)
Biological process (GO): endoplasmic reticulum membrane fusion
Cellular component (GO): endoplasmic reticulum
Molecular function (GO): GTPase activity; GTP binding
Source: RefSeq, a predicted model, not a curated record